Nicotiana tabacum (common tobacco) is the source of this 1714-nucleotide messenger RNA. Its product is annotated as solanesyl diphosphate synthase 3, chloroplastic/mitochondrial. Gene Ontology annotation, biological process: ubiquinone biosynthetic process; isoprenoid biosynthetic process. NCBI's taxonomy places the organism in Eukaryota, Viridiplantae, Streptophyta, Magnoliopsida, Solanales, Solanaceae. Gene Ontology annotation, cellular component: transferase complex. The record is from RefSeq and is a predicted model, not a curated record. Gene Ontology annotation, molecular function: prenyltransferase activity.
AUUAAAACACGAGUCCGUUAAAUUUCAUGCCUUUUUUGGGUUCCUCAAACCCUGGGGCACCGCUUUACUUUGACCUUUCCUCCUUCCCUCGUUCUCCUUUUUCUUCUUCUACUAGCGACACAUACUAAGCACACACAAUAAUAACACAUACAAAAAUAAGUAAAUCGAGAAUGCUAUUUGCAAGGGGUUUGUCUCAGAUUUCGAGACGCAGUAUCAAUAGAUAUCAAUGGCUAUGUCCCCAGCAACAACAAUUUCACCAUUCCAAUCACUUUCCCUCUCCCAUCGAUGCUUCUCAUAAGGUUUUGGGUUGCAGAGUAAUUCAUUCAUGGGUUUCUAAUGCUCUUAGUGGUAUUGGUCAACAAAUUCAUCAUCAAAGCACUGCUGUAGCAGAGGAGCAAGUGGACCCAUUUUCCCUUGUUGCUGAUGAAUUAUCCCUUCUGACAAACAGGCUGAGAUCAAUGGUAGUUGCCGAGGUCCCAAAGCUGGCUUCAGCUGCUGAGUAUUUCUUCAAAAUGGGAGUAGAAGGGAAGAGGUUUCGACCCACAGUUCUGCUGUUGAUGGCAACGGCACUGAACGCACCGGUACUUAGACCCCAGGUGGAUGUUGAUUCUUUGUCCAGGGAUUUGCGUACGAGGCAGCAGUGUAUAGCUGAAAUCACGGAGAUGAUCCAUGUUGCCAGCCUACUCCAUGAUGAUGUACUAGAUGAUGCUGACACACGACGUGGGAUAGGUUCUUUAAACUUUGUGAUGGGAAAUAAGUUAGCUGUACUAGCUGGAGACUUUCUGCUUUCCCGAGCGUGUGUGGCACUUGCCUCUUUGAAGAAUACAGAGGUUGUAUCCCUUCUGGCAACUGUUGUGGAACAUCUUGUUACUGGAGAGACAAUGCAAAUGACGACUUCUUCUGAUGAACGUUGUAGCAUGGAUUAUUACAUGCAGAAAACAUAUUACAAGACUGCAUCAUUAAUUUCAAACAGUUGCAAAGCAAUAGCGCUACUUGCUGGGCAUACUGCUGAAGUCUCCAUGUUAGCUUUUGACUAUGGGAAAAAUUUGGGCUUGGCAUUUCAAUUAAUAGAUGAUGUUCUUGAUUUCACAGGCACAUCUGCCACCCUCGGCAAGGGUUCAUUGUCUGAUAUUCGUCAUGGGAUUGUAACUGCCCCAAUAUUGUAUGCCAUGGAGGAAUUUCCUCAACUGCGAACGGUGGUGGACCGGGGAUUCGAUGAUCCUGUCAAUGUGGAGAUUGCUCUGGACUACCUUGGUAAGAGCCGAGGGAUACAGAGAACAAGAGAACUUGCAAGAAAACAUGCUAACCUUGCCUCAGCGGCUGUUGACUCUCUUCCUGAGAGCGAUGACGAGGAUGUUCAGAGAUCAAGACGGGCACUUGUGGAACUUACUCAAAGAGUCAUCACAAGAACAAAAUAGUGGGCAAAGAGGAAUCUAUCCAGGUGCAGCCACAUUUGAUUAGUGUACGAAAAUUUUGUUUUAGACUCAACACGUACUCCUGUAUUUCUAGGGACAACAGACCCUAUUUUUAGAUCAUGCUUUUCUUCUAGAUAGAUAAUUUAUGAUAUUUUUUCAUCCAAUAAUUAUUAUUUGGUAAAACCCUUGAUUUUUCUUUUUUUCUGUACUGGGAACAAGUCUGUAGAGUAAAUGUGAUACACAUCGAUGUUGUAAAAGGUUAUCCAGUUGAAAGUAAAUGGAUGUAUCCUUUUGAUAUA